Molecule: messenger RNA, 2452 nt
Organism: Fusarium odoratissimum NRRL 54006
Lineage: Eukaryota; Fungi; Ascomycota; Sordariomycetes; Hypocreales; Nectriaceae
Exons: 1
Coding region: 377-2230 (617 amino acids)
Source: RefSeq, a predicted model, not a curated record
UGGCUUUCGUAUUACACUCUGCAGCGUUCACGUUGAACAAAAAUAAGAAAUGCAACUGAUGUCUAGGAACCUAGAUCUUGUGGCUGUCUUAGUUGUGUGGCUUGACUCCGCCACUAAGUGGAGCUGAGUUGCUGACAUAAGAAAUCUUCUCUGUGACACCUGAUUGGAUGAACAACCCUUUAACACUUAGAUUUGCGACGAGACUGAAGAUGAUCAAAGCUGUUUCAAGCUUUCAAAGGUUCCAAUUCGUUACCUACUCUCGUCUUUCAGAUUCAGAUCUUCUCCAGGAUAAUCAAUCAUUUAGACGCAAAAGGAGAGCAUAUGAGAAUCGUUUUCAAACACGUCAGACGUUCACGCGCCGUCAAUUGCUUUCAUCAUGACUGACUGGGCCAAGCUCAAAGUCGUCGACCUCAAGGCCGAGCUCAAAAGUCGCGGUCUACCACAGCACGGUCUCAAAACAGAGCUUGUCGCGCGACUAGAUGAAUCUGAUCAAGAAACUGAGAAUACUGAGGCCCAAGAACAGCUUGACGAUGCGCCUACAGACACCAAGUCGGGAAAUGAUGAGCCACCGGCUCAGCAACCAGUCCUUGCAGACAACGAGCCCCAGGAAGCGACCGAGCAGCACGGACCGGAAGAAGAAAAGCCAACAGCAGAAAUAUCGGAGCUAGAAGAGAAACAGUUGGAUGAUAACACUGCGCCCAAUGUCGAUGGGGAGACUAAUAAAGGGGUCCCUGAAACCGACAAGGAGGAAGUUGUCAAGAAUGGAGCAUCAGAGGAAGCGGCGCACGAUGGCGAUCUGGUCGCGGACGUGCCAAUUCCUGGGAAUGAAAUGGAUGUUCAAUCAAGGGAACCAACGGUGGAGGAGAAAUCAAGAGCGGGAACAGUGACGACCACUGUCGAAUCUACACCCUCUCACUCACUCGAACCAACCCCUGCUGCCGAACAGCAAAAGCGCAAACGCCGCUCUCUCACACCCCCACCAACCGAAGAAUCGAUUGCACGCAAACGCGCACGCACGGAUGAGAGUUCAGCAAACGGCGAUAGUCUAGGUGCACGACAGGAAGAUCUGCUACCUGAAACUCAAAACAAACCUGCUCCUAUGAACCUGGAUAGUGAGCCCCAAGCAGAGAAGCCUCAACAAGAACCUUCACAGGAAGCUGCCCCAGAGACCGAGGCACCCAGACAAGAAGAUUCUGGUGAAGACGGAGAUAAAACGCAGGAUAUGAACUACGAGCGAGACGUUGCACCGGCGGUGCACCCGGCCACUUCUGCACUUUACAUCAAGAACUUCAUGCGCCCUCUCCGACCUCAAGAUGUCAAGGCCCAUCUCGUCACGCUUGCGAGACGUUCUCAGGACGCAGCGGACGAUGACGACGGGAUCGUGACCGAAUUCUUUCUGGACCAGAUCCGUACUCAUGGUUUUGUUAUCUUCAAAAACACCGCUGCUGCUUCCCGCGUUCGCACUGCACUUCACGACAGUGUCUGGCCUAACGAGAGCAAUCGCAAAGCGCUCUGGGUCGACUUUGUCCCUCCUGAGAAAGUCCGGGACUGGAUUGAUACAGAACAAGCCAGCGGUGGUCCACGCGGCCGCUCUGGUGCUCGAUGGGAAAUCGUUUAUGAGGAUGGCCCUAACGGCGAUGUUGAAGCACAUCUCGAGGAAGCAUCAGCAUCAACAUCUCGCAUGAUGCCUCAACUGAGCGCAAGACCACCCCCAAGCUCGACGAUGGCGACUAAUUCUAUCCCUCUUGGACCCAGAGCACUCCGCGACCCUGCCAUUCCUACUGGACCACGCCCUGUUCGCCCCGGCACUGGACCUGGACCAAGACCUCCACCUAUCAACCCAGGCGGUGCAUUCAAGCGAACCAACACUCGCCCAGUUAUCGACUACCAACCUGUAUCAGAAGACCUUGCGCGCCGCCGCAUCGACAAUAUGCGCUCUUAUUACACAAACGAUCGCAACCGCGAUGUCGGCCGCGAGAUUAACCGCUACUCCUUUGAGAACGGUACUUCAUUCGUUGACCGGGGCAAGGAGGUCUUUGAAGGCAUCCGGCCUCCACACCGCGAGCGAGCCAUGGGCCGUGAGCGCCGUGGUGGGAGACGUCGUGGACGCGGCGGCGGCGGCGGCGGCGGUCGACCGCGUAGUGAUCGGUAUCUUCCUCCACCAAGAGACGACCACCGUCCUCGUCGUGGCUCCUUGUCUAACGACGGCGAUGUUCGAAUGAGGGACUGAGGGCUAGGUGCGCAUUAUGUGCUAUGCGGUGCGAAGAAAAGACAGUAAAUUCAAAUUAAUAACUUUGCAUUGUGUGCACAGUAUCAGGAGCUAUAUCACAUGGAGGGCGGCGUUGAGACAGUAAAAGGCAAGGAAAUAAACAAUAGGUGUUUAGACAUCAGUGAAUUGAGUAACUUUAAUUUUAAUCAUCGUUUUAAUUCUGAAGUCUGCUUUUAUCCAAGU